UCCGUCGACGUUUGAGGCGUCUCCCUGUGUUUGGUCUUCUUUCUUUCUGCCUUGUCUCUACCAUCAUGAUGGAGGAGAUAGACCGCUUCCAGGUGCCAGCCGUUCGGGCCGAGAUGCAGCCGCUGGAUCCAACAGCUGCAUCUAUUUUGGACAGAGAUUGUGGUAUGAGAGGAGAGACUGUAGCCAUGAACUGUAAGCCAUCCCCACUUCAAGUGAAAUUAGAGAAGCAGAGGGAGCUGGCUCAGAAGGGCUUCCUGAAGAAUGGCAACAUGGGAAGCCCAGUUAAUCAGCAGCCCAAGAAGAACAAUGUGAUGGCACGAACAAGGCUCGUCAUUCCCAAUAAAGGCUAUUCGUCAUUAGAUCAGAAUCCAGAUGAAAAGCCACUGGUAGCCCUGGAUACAGACAGUGAUGAUGACUUUGACAUGUCCAGAUAUUCCUCCUCAGGAUACUCAUUAGCUGAGCAGAUCAACCAAGACUUGAACAUCCAGCUCCUAAAGGAUGGGUACCGGUUAGAUGAGAUCCCAGAUGAUGAGGACCUCGACCUAAUUCCCCCUAAAUCUGUGAACCCUACCUGCAUGUGUUGCCAAGCCACCUCUUCCACCGCCUGUCACAUCCAGUAGUGAGGCCAGCAGUGCUUUCAGUGCUUUCCACUAUAAAACUUAAGUCAUCACUUCCUCCUAUGGUAGGACAUGCACUUCUUUGUGUUCAUGGAGCCAGAAGAAACUCAAAAAUUUAUGAUUGGUUAAUAAGUUAUUUUAAACUAUGAUAAAACAAAAGACAAGUUGAUCAAAGUGCCAGGCACUGCGUGGCAGAAUGUACUGGUCUGGAGAGCAAAUACAGAGUGGUCCAGAGAAACCUCCUUGGUUUGUUUAGGCACUGGAGAUGUUUUGUAAGGUGUCUAUUCCAGAAUGGGAAGGGUGAGAUGGAGCUGCAGUUACUGCUGCCCACUGAAACCAGUCCAUCUACAAGAUCAGGGGUGAGUCUGAGGUGUCAGAGGGUUUUACCUGUUGGAGAAGAUCAGUUCUUAAUUGAUUCACUAAACCUGAUACAUUUGCAUAACUAUACUUAUACUGUAACUGGGACAUGGAAAUAGGAACAGAGGAGGGCAUCCUUUCUUAUGGCAAGGCUAGUCAGGACUAGCAUGAUGCAAUUCAUUUACUUGUGAAAGGGACAAAUAGAUGACAUUUCACUGUGAGUCAGUAAUAGUUAGAGCUGUUGUGUCACAUAUCCAAUGCACUCUGUCCUUAGCUCCACAUUAAAUUAUCACCAAACACAUUGGAUUCAAUCUGCAGUCCAUCCAUGCUCUUCAGUUAGGGAUUCAGUCUUUGCCCAAGAAUACCAUACUCCUGAGUUCAGACCAGCCAUGUAUAAUGACUUCAGCCAAUACUUCAUUUCUGCGAGACCCAUGUGCUUUCAGAAAUCCUAAAGUGUGUUCAGCUAAGAAAAAAGACAGAACUAGAACUGUUCAGCUUGAAGGUCAGUGCCAGAAAAACUAGUUGAAGAAAGCACAUUUUCACACAGCUUGGCUGUUGAUAUUGUCUUGACACGGCAUCUCUUGGUGCCCAUGGGAGAGAUUUAUUAAUGCUGAAAGGUGUCUUUGGUGGUGUCAGACUACUGCUGGCACAUACUACGUUUGCUCUAACCUCAGACAAGUCACAUUCCCUCUUGAUAUCCAUUCCUUUCUGCAGCACAGGAGAGAAAGCUGCCUUCUCAAGAUCCUACCACCACCCUGCAUCCAUCUGCAUGGAUGUUGCCAAGUGUGUGGUGGACACAAUUGAUAGUAUAGUUCUGCAAGUAAGAUGCAAAAAGCAUUCUGUAGAAGUUUUGCAUGUAUUUUCAAAGUACUACAAAGAAAAGCAGCACAAUUCUGCUUUCCCUCUCUUUACCAUUUUCUGAUGUUGCUUACAUGCAUCAGAAGGCUGCAGAGUGGAGGUUAGUAAAGAGAUUAAAGAACUUUGGGAGCAGAUGUUUGGGAAGGAUGUGUUUCUCACACAUUUGGCAGCUGACUCUUGCACAACUGACUUCUCAGUCUGCAUGAUGCCAGAAAGAAUGUGUAAAAAGAUUUGGUGGCGCAACAGCACCAUCCACUGCUAAUGAAGUUAAGGAACUUAGGAGUCCAACAAGGAUUUAAAAUACAGAUGCCAACCCCUGUGAGAAACAUGCACCUGGUCAGUCUGGCAUUAAUCUUGUGUAGGUAAUCCCAAAUCAUAACCUCUUCCUUUAUGCUGAGUUGCUGACUCUUCUGCUACAGGGCUUGUCCAGCUCUGUCACAGAUGUGGGUUUGUAUGAUGAGAUGUGGUUCAAGGUUUGGAAGGAUCCCUUACGUAGGAAAUCCUUGAAAGGAAGUGACAAGGAUGCCAUGUUCUAAAGGUGAAAAGCACCUUAAAAAGGAGCACUUUUCCAUGCCUUCCCCUUAGGCUCAACCUAGCCAAGUUUGCCCUGUGGCACUGCCCAUUUAUGCAGAUAGUUCUUUUGAAACGUGAGAAGUAGAAAUAGGGUUAUGUGAAGAGUCAGCUCUGAAGGGUGGUAGAGGUCAAAGCCAGGGUAUGUUUACAUUGGCACAUAUAGCCUGUGCUUGCUGAGCCAAGCAGGAGCCAGGUGAUAAAGCCUACUUCAUUCUAGGUAAUGGCCAUUCCCUGUGUGAGCUUUAAGGGAGAAUAGUAAAGGAAGAGCCCAGGCAAAAGUGCCAGUUUAUACCCUCAGAUCAUUAAAUGGAUGCUAAAAGUAAGAGCAUGAAACUGCCAUGGGAAUAUGCCAAAGGAGCCAUUCAAUACUCUCUUCCCUCCCAUCACCAUUCACUAUCUCAGUUGCACUCUGAGCGUUAUAGAGCAACAUAGGCAACAGGACAAGUUGCAUCUUUCCCUGAUGCCUGUGGACAGCAGCUCUUCCCAUUGCUUUCCAGACACAGUUGCCAGCAGAAACUGGUGGUGACUGAGCCUUUCUGUAAAAAGCUGCUCCAGUAAAAGAUGGAUUUGCUCCUGGAAGGAACCCAUCUCACCAGUUGUGCCAGUGUCAUGGUUUGACCAGGAAGGAGUGGGAAUUCUGGGAAGCUGUGGUCAAACCAAUGAAGGUUUUGGGUUUCAUACUGACACCUGGUGUAGCCAGUGGGGUUUGGACACACCUCCGAGAAUACACAGGGGUUAAAAGCAAGGCACUGCCCUGGCACUUCCUCUUUUGGACAUCGUCGGGCGAAGAGGUCAGAUCUCUUCCCCCGCCCGGCCCGCUGCUGCUGGGCGGGGGAGGAGCCGCCAUGCGGUAGGCCUGGGGCCUGGACAGAGGUGGGGGUUGAGGGGGCUUUCAAGGAUGGAAGGGUGGGGGAGCCCCAAGAGACAUCGAGACAUCGGGCAGCCAGCCCCCCCCCCCCCCCCCCCCCCCCCCCCCCCCAGGAGAGAGAGAGAGAGCCGGCGGCACCGAAUGUGAUGGCAGCCAGCCAGGAGGAGAAGGGGGGAGGGAGCCCGGCCGGCCGCAGCAGCAGCACGUGUGGGAGUAUCAUCUCGUCCCAGGACAGACAGAGACUGAAAACUUUUAACCCUUUCUUGCAUGAUUGGGGCCUUGCAAAAAUGCUAAUCCUCCUCGAAGCUGAAUAAGAAGGGAGAUAAGAGAUGAGAUAAGAUAAGGACCUGGCCCGGAGAAUGUGGAGAUGAUUGGAUGGGGAGAGAUGAUUUGGAGUGGCCUUUUGGCUGGACUUUUCUCGUGGCUAUGGACUCAGUUGUUCCUGUGACACAGACUGCAUUUAGGGGGAGGCAGUGCCUCAAAACCAAGAAGGUUCAUUCGUGAGGACCCCCCGGCCCCAGGGGGUUGGAAAAAUAUGGGGGGGACAGAUGUCCCAAAAGCAGAGACUGUGCCUUUUUGGAGUGAGACAAGGCAUCCUUGAAAGACAACCCUAAAAGCAGCUCUGGCCAUGUCUCGGUGGUGAGAGCACUGGGCAUGGAAGGACGAUGUUACAAGCGGCAGAAGGACUUUUUUUCUUCUGGGCGGUGCCGAAGUAACAGGGAAGCACACGAGGUUCUCAGUGUGUUUCCACGAGAAGCCUAUGGAACGAGAAAGACUCCUUUCCUCUUCAUGAACUGCAGUUUGAGUAUACUAAAGUGUCGUGCCGGGCUGGGCAGUUGGUGUUUUUUGGGAGAAUGUAUCGGAUUGGGAAAGUCAGGGAGUGGGGAGGAGGAAAGUUUUUUUGUAAGGUUUUCAAUUUCUUUUUUUUCUUUCCCUAUUUUUUCCUGUAG
This is a messenger RNA of Zonotrichia leucophrys gambelii, 4223 nucleotides long. RefSeq names its product protein FAM219A-like. The coding region runs from base 66 to 620 and encodes 184 amino acids. Lineage: Eukaryota; Metazoa; Chordata; Aves; Passeriformes; Passerellidae. The transcript is spliced from 6 exons. The record is from RefSeq and is a predicted model, not a curated record.